Molecule: messenger RNA, 2137 nt
Organism: Taeniopygia guttata (zebra finch)
Lineage: Eukaryota; Metazoa; Chordata; Aves; Passeriformes; Estrildidae
Source: RefSeq, a predicted model, not a curated record
GGCGGGCCGGCUCAUUGCAAGAUGGCGGCGGCGGCGGGCGGGUCGCGGCGCUGGGACCCGGCGGCGCUGGGCCUGGACCCGUCCUGGCGCCUCACGGCCUACGGGGAACUGCGCGGCUGAGGCUGCAAAGUCCCGCAGGAGACGCUGCUCAAGCUCCUGGCGGGACUGGAAGGGCAGAGCCCCGCGGGAGCCGCAGGAGGCGGAGGGGAAGGGGCGGAAGCGGAGAGCGGCGGGACACGGGCGCUGGGCAUCGGGCUGGACUCGUGCGUGAUCCCGCUGAGGCACGGGGGGCUCUCGCUGGUGCAGACCACCGACUUCUUCUACCCCAUCAUCGACGAUCCCUACAUGAUGGGCCGCAUCGCCUGUGCCAACGUCCUGAGCGACCUGUACGCCAUGGGGGUGACAGAGUGUGACAACGUCCUGAUGCUGCUGAGCGUCAGCCAGCGCAUGAGCGACGAGGAGCGGGACAAGGUGAUGCCGCUGAUCAUCCAGGGGUUCCGGGACGCGGCCGAGGACGGGGGGACGUCGGUGACGGGGGGACAGACGGUGCUGAACCCCUGGGUCAUCGUGGGGGGCGUGGCCACGGCUGUGUGCCAAUCCAGCGAGUUCAUCAUGCCGGACAGCGCCGUGCCCGGGGACGUGCUGGUGCUGACCAAGCCCCUGGGGACACACAUGGCUGUCACCGCCCACCAGUGGCUGGACAUCCCUGAGCGCUGGAACAAGAUCAAGCUGGUGGUGACGCGGGAGGAGGUGGAGUUGGCCUACCAGGAGGCCGUGGCCAGCAUGGCCACGCUGAACCGCACCGCGGCGGGGCUGAUGCGCGCCUUCGGGGCGCACGCGGCCACGGACGUGACGGGCUUCGGGCUGCUGGGGCACGCGCGGGCGCUGGCGGCGCAGCAGCGGCAGGACGUGGCCUUCGUCAUCCACAACCUGCCCGUGCUGGCGGGCAUGGCGGCCGUGAGCCGCGCCUGCGGGGGCCGCGGGGGGCUGCUGCGGGGCACGGCCCCCGAGACCUCGGGGGGGCUGCUGGUGGUGCUGCCGCGGGCUCAGGCCGCGCGGUUCUGCGCGGAGCUGAAGGCGCCGGGGCUGCGGGCGUGGAUCGUCGGCGUGGUGGAGAAGGGGCCCCGCGGCGCCCGAGUCAUCGACAAACCCCGAGUGAUCGAGGUGCCGCCCCGCGGGGCCCCCCCGCGCCCCGACAGCCCCGGGGAGCCCCCCCCGGAGCCCCCCCGGGCCCCCUGCUAGGGCAGGGACCCCCAAAAUCCCCGCCCGGGGGAGAGCCCCGCCCUGAGACAGCGCCCGGGAAAGGGACCCCAAAAAACCCCAAAGAAACCCCAAAACUGGGGCAGGGACCCCUAAAAUCCCCGCCCGGGGGAGAGCCCCGCCCUGAGACAGCUCCUGGGAAAGGGACCCCAAAAUCCCCGCCCGGGGGAGAGCCCUGCCCUGAGACAGCGCCCAGGAAAGGGACCCCAAAGAAACCCCAAAACUGGGGCAGGGACCCCCAAAAUCUCCGCCCACGGGAGAGCCCCACCCUGAGACAGCUCCUGGAAUAGGGACCCCAAAGAAACCCCAAAGAAACCCCAAAAUUGGGGCAGAGACCCCCCAAAAUCCCCGCCCAGGGCAGAGCCCCGCCCUGAGACAGCGCCCGGGAAAGGGACCCCAAAGAAACCCCAAAGAAAACCCCAAAAUUGGGGCAGAUCCCCCCAAAAGAACCACGCUGAGCCCCCUGCUAGGGGACCCCAAAGAAAACCCCAAAAAUCCCCGAAAGUCAAAACAAAUCCUAAAAAAAAUCCUAACAAAGGCCCCCCAAAUUCGGUCAAACCCCCCCAAAUCUCUGCCCGACCCCCCCCCCAGCGCCGCAGGGGAACCCCCAAAAUCCCGACCCGGCUCUGCACAACGAGGGUCCCCCAAAAUUCCCCCCCUCUUUUUUGGGGACCCCUCCAAGAUCCCCUCCCCCCCUCCCCCCCCCGGCUCUGCCCGAUGAGCAGCGGGCGGAGCCCCCCCCAGCACCCCAAAAUCCCCCCGCGUGACGCCCCCCCCAAAACCCCCCGCGGGGUGGGGGAGGGGCCGAGACUCCCCCUCAGUGAGGGGGGGUGGGGGACCCCCCAAAAAAUGGGGCAAUAAACGAGAUUUCAGCCAA